Messenger RNA from Nymphalis io (European peacock), 1386 nucleotides. RefSeq names its product nuclear speckle splicing regulatory protein 1. The record is from RefSeq and is a predicted model, not a curated record. Gene Ontology annotation, biological process: regulation of alternative mRNA splicing, via spliceosome. Bases 243 to 1346 code for a protein of 367 amino acids. The transcript is spliced from 5 exons. Lineage: Eukaryota; Metazoa; Arthropoda; Insecta; Lepidoptera; Nymphalidae.
CAAACUAGUAAACUACGUGUGGUAUUAGUAAAAAAAACUGUUUGUCUUUAUCUUAUUCUUAAAAUAUUUAGUUUUAAUUUGGAUGCAGUUUAAUCUUGUUUUUCCGUAAAAACUAUACUAAACUAAUUAAUGAUAUGAAUGAAUUUAUGUACUUAUUGACUUGUAUGUACAUUUUACAUACAUAACACGACCUCGAUAAACAUAGUUAAUCUAAACUAAUAGACUAAUUAUAUAUAUGUACCAUGUCUAAUCAAAACAAAUAUGGACUCAUAUUACGAGAUCAAUCAAAAUCGAAAUUAAAUUUUGAAGCUACUCGUAAUGUUUUUGGCAGUGAUGGAGAUUCUGAUGAUGAUAAAGGAACAAAACCGGUUUUAUUGAAGCCAAGUGCUAAUAUUAACAGACAGUCUAAAGUUGCACAAGAAAAAGCUAUCAUAGAAGAUCCUACAGUUUAUCAAUAUGAUGAAAUAUAUGAUUCAAUGUCUAAAGAAAAACUAACUAAGAAGAAAAAAACACAAGAUGAAAAAAAGCCAAGGUACAUAGAAAAUUUACUCAAAACUGCCAACAAAAGGAAAUUAGAAAAUGAACGGCGAAUUGAACGCCAGAUUCAAAAAGAGAGAGAAAAGGAAGGUGAUGAAUUUGCAGACAAAGAAGUAUUUGUCACAUCAGCUUAUAAAAAGAAGCUGGAAGAAUUAAGACAAGAAGAAGAAAAAGAAAAAUAUGAGGACUUUUUGGAAAGUGUGGGUGAUGUAACUAAGCAGGGAGAUUUAGGUGGAUUUUAUAGACAUUUGUAUGAGCAAAAAUUGGGAAGUAAAAAAAUUGAGCAUAGUGAAAGUAAUACCAAGGGUAAUAAAAAUGAAUCGCAAGAAAGUAUUAUUGAUAAAACAGAAACUACAACAUCUGAAACGUCUAGUAAGCAACAACAAAGCAAGCAAAGAAAUUACAGGAAAAGGAAAGUUUCAAAUGAUAUAAAAUUAUCUGAAGGAGAAAUUGAAGACUCAGGAGAUGAAAUAAAGUUCUCUAAUCUUGAUGAUAUCAGAACAUUUAAGAGAACGAAAGCUGUAAACGAAAAUAUUGAUGCGGAUUCAGAUUUUUCUAUUGACGAGUCUAGCGAUGAAGAGCCUAAUCAUAAAAAAGAUGACAUUACGCCUGAGGCAACAAGUAUUGAGAAAUCUAAGGCAAAAGAAAAUGAUGCAAAGAUCCCUAAUAAAGAAGUUUUACCUGUUGAAAAGAAAGAAUUAGAAAAACCCGAAAUUAAAAUUGAUAUAUGGAAGAAAAGAACAGUAGGAGAAGCUUUUGACGAAGCUCUUAAAAGAUAUUAUGAGAGGAAAGCUUCUAGAGGAAUUUAGUAGUGUAGCUAUGUAUUUUAAAAUAAAAUAUUGUUACAUA